GCGAUGCCGAGGCAACGCGCUGCGAUCAUGCGAGCGACGGCGGGCGCGUGAGCAGUUCGCCACCUACCCUCCAUUCUCUCGAAGAUUUCCGCCCCCGCCUCCGCCUCAUCUCCUCCACCACCACCCUCCCUCCAAUUCACAAAACACACGGGGAAAUCAAUUGCCACCAAAACCCGCUGUUCCCUCUGCGCCCCCUCCCUCCUUCCUCGGAGAAAAGAGCCGGGGAACGAUUCGUCUCUCCCUCGCUCCCUUCUCCUCCCUCGCCAGGAGAUCCGAUCGGCCGAGGGCGCGCCGGGAACAAGAACCGCGCGCGGAUUGUAAUAAACAAACAGAUAAAGGGAUCAUCCAAAGGCGGCAAGAGCAGGCAAGUCACCGCCCGUUGCCGCCGGGGAGGAGAUGUCGGACGGCGCGGGCUCCCGGAUGGGCGUCGUCGGCGCGCUGAGCCUAUCGGUCACCUCGUCCGUGGCCAUCGUCAUCUGCAACAAGUACCUCAUCAGCACCCUCGGCUUCUUCUUCGCGACAACACUGACGAGCUGGCACCUGAUGGUCACCUUCUUCACACUGUAUGUCGCACAGCGGCUGCGCUUCUUUGAGCCAAAGCCUAUUGACACGCGGACCGUCAUCUCAUUUGGAUUGCUCAAUGGCAUCUCCAUCGGCCUCCUCAACCUCUGCCUCGGAUUCAACUCUGUUGGUUUUUACCAGAUGACCAAGCUGGCCAUCAUACCCUUCACCAUAGUCUUGGAAACCAUCUUUCUGAACAAGAAGUUCAGCCAGAGCAUCAAGGCCUCCCUCAUGGUCCUGCUCCUGGGAGUCGGCAUCGCGUCGGUCACCGAUCUCCAGCUCAAUCUCCUUGGCUCCAUCAUCGCCGUGCUCACCAUCGCGGCGACAUGCGUCGGACAGAUUCUGACCAACCAAAUCCAGAGGAGGCUGAAGGUGUCCUCGACGCAGCUGCUGUACCAGUCGUCGCCGUACCAGUCCGCCGUGCUGCUGGUCACCGGCCCGUUCGUCGACAAGUUCCUGACCAAGCGCGACGUCUUCGCCUUCAACUACACCGUCCAAGUCGUGGCGUUCAUCGCGCUGUCUUGCUCGAUCGCGGUGUGCGUGAACUUCAGCACGUUCCUGGUGAUCGGCACGACGUCCCCCGUGACGUACCAGGUGCUGGGCCACCUCAAGACGUGCCUGGUGCUCUCCUUCGGCUACAUCAUCCUCAAGGACCCUUUCAGCGUCCGCAACGUGGCCGGCAUCCUCGUCGCCAUCUUCGGCAUGGGCCUCUACUCCUACUACUCGGUCGCCGAGAGCCGGAAGAAGACCGAGGCCGCCGUCUCGCUUCCGGUCGCCGCGCAGAUGAUUGAGAAGGACUCGGCGCCGCUCCUUGGCGCCAAGGGCUCGCCACGGACGGAGAACAAGAACGAGGAUAGCUUCGACUACAUGCCGAGGACGGCGAAGAGCGCGUUUACCGGCCGGUGAGCGCGUAGCCUCGUUCUAUACGUACCUAUCUAGGGCGGUGGUAGGCAACGAGCAACACGAUCAAAAGAUGUAUCGGCGGCCAAGUGAAGUUCCAGUUCUCAUUUUUGCGAGAUUUCUGCUCAGAGAAGUGAUGACCAGUUGGUAGAGCAUAGAUGAGAGAAUGAAUGUGUUGUUUCCCGAUCAAGCUUGAAAUGGUGGACUGGACUGGUGAGCGGUGAUAGUACAAGGUGUGCAAAAUCUUUCAGAUUUA
This is a messenger RNA of Setaria italica (foxtail millet), 1717 nucleotides long. Its product is annotated as UDP-xylose transporter 1. NCBI's taxonomy places the organism in Eukaryota, Viridiplantae, Streptophyta, Magnoliopsida, Poales, Poaceae. The record is from RefSeq and is a predicted model, not a curated record. Gene Ontology annotation, cellular component: Golgi apparatus. Gene Ontology annotation, molecular function: UDP-xylose transmembrane transporter activity; antiporter activity. The transcript is spliced from 8 exons. The coding region runs from base 397 to 1467 and encodes 356 amino acids.